This is a messenger RNA of Cooperia oncophora, 306 nucleotides long. The record is from the annotation of a GenBank genome assembly. Lineage: Eukaryota; Metazoa; Nematoda; Chromadorea; Rhabditida; Trichostrongylidae.
AUGGACCAGUUUGCCGCUAUCGAUCGGGAAUCUGCAAAGCACCUGGUUGUUGCUGGACUACGAGGAUUAGCUCACUGUUCUCUUCCAGGAGUUCGAUGGAAAAUUUUUGGCAACGAGAACCAAGAGUCUUCUCUGAUGGUGACUGGAGGCGUGUUGCUUUGGGGAGGCACAGUCGGCGCAGCUUGCUACGAUUUGGAAGCCUGUCGUGAACAACUGCGAUUUUAUCCUAUCAACAAGAAACUGGACAAUCGUUUUGCUUCCAUAUUUGAGAUGGAAUGUCGUGUCAUCAUGAUGUCGCUAAGGUGA